GCCUGGGAACCGCGGCCAACUCUCGCGAGACUUGCCUGGAGUCGGAGCGCGGGGCCAGGCCGUGGGGAAAGCCGAGCUCCGGUGGGAAACAUGUCGGAUUCAGAGCUCGGCAGGAAGUUGGACCGGUGCUUGGCGGAUACGGUCGUCAAGAUAGGUACUGGUUUUGGAUUAGGACUUGUUUUCUCACUUACCUUCUUUAAAAGAAGAAUGUGGCCACUAGCCUUUGGUUCCGGCAUGGGAUUGGGAAUGGCCUACUCCAACUGUCAGCAUGAUUUCCAGGCCCCGUAUCUUCUACAUGGAAAAUAUGUCAAAGAGCAGAAGCAGUGAUUUACACCUGAGAACAUCUCAGUGGGAGGAGAAGAGAAAUCAUGUUUAUUCCUCAGGAAUACUGAAGUGCCCUGGAGUAAGCUGACAUUCUUCUGUAACAAUGUUAUCAGCAGUGCUCUAAACUCCAGCACACUGUUUAUGUAUUUGAAACCAAGUCUGUUUCUUGUUUUGUAUUUUCUCUCUGGAAAUUGCAAGGAGGUGGUCUUAAAAGAAAUAAAUUAAACAAAAAUAGGCAGCUUA
Messenger RNA from Myotis daubentonii (Daubenton's bat), 567 nucleotides. It is a transcript of the gene MICOS10, whose product is annotated as mitochondrial contact site and cristae organizing system subunit 10. Lineage: Eukaryota; Metazoa; Chordata; Mammalia; Chiroptera; Vespertilionidae. The record is from RefSeq and is a predicted model, not a curated record. Gene Ontology annotation, cellular component: mitochondrial inner membrane; mitochondrion; MICOS complex.